AGUCCAGCUUAAGCUUGAGUUGGUUCAAAUGGGCUUGGGCUGGUUGGCAAAAAAUAGAUAAAUAAUUCCCUCCUUCUCUUCUGGAUUUUCGCGGGAAAUCAUCUGCGGAGCAAGACAGUAAUAACUUGAAAGAGUGAGAGAGAAGCAAUCGAGAAAGAGAGAAAUGGAAAAUGGAGGAGAGCCCAAAUUUCCAGCAUUUCCUUAUAAGCCAUAUUCAAUCCAGAUCGAUUUCAUGAAUGCACUUUAUCACUCUUUAGAUACAGGCGGCGUCUCCAUGCUCGAGAGUCCCACUGGAACGGGCAAAACCCUGAGCAUUAUCUGCAGUGCUUUGCAAUGGGUGCUUGAUCAGAGACAAAAGCAGAAGUCUGAAGAAAGGGUUGAAUCUGAUGAAAAGCAGGAAAAUAUUGGUCAAAUUGGCUCAGAUGAUGAGCCUGAUUGGAUCAAAAACUUUGUUGUAAACAAAGACUACCAAAUGGAUGACAAGAAGAGGAAGAAAAAGAAAUACGGUUUUGCAUCAGCAAAACUCGCAAAAAGAAACAAUAAAGAUAGUAGCAAGGAUUUAUUCUCAUGUGAUCCAGGAGAGGAAUGUUUCAAUAAAAAGAAAGAGUGCAAAAAAUCAGUAAAGAAAACUGAUGCUGAGGAGUUGGGUGAUGAAGAGUUUCUGCUUGAAGAAUAUGAAAGUGAAGAGGAAGGAGAAGUUGGAAGUUCAAAUUCAAAAAGGAAAGCCAGUAAGUUUUCUGUCAGUUCAUCCAGUGAUGAGGAAGGUGAGUCUGAGGAGGAGGAGGAGGAGGAAGUGAAAUUGAAGGUGUUUUUUUGUAGCCGGACACAUUCACAGCUUUCACAGUUCAUAAAGGAGCUAAGAAAGACAGUCUUUGCCAAUGAAAUGAAUAUCGUCUCUUUGGGAUCAAGGAAGAACUUUUGCAUCAAUGAAGAGGUUUUGAGACUAGGCAACCCUACUCGGAUUAAUGAACGUUGCUUGGAGCUUCAGAAGAGCAAGAAAAAGGAAAUUUCUAAAAUCAAGAGUUUAGGUGCAGAGGGAAGAAUACGGCAAACCAAGGCUUCUUCUGGAUGCCCAAUGCUCAGAAAACAUAAACUACAAAGACAGUUUAGGAGUGAAAUUUCUCAACAAGGGGCAUUGGACAUUGAAGAUGUUGUUCAACUUGGAAGAAAUAUAGGAACAUGUCCAUAUUAUGGCUCCCGAAGUAUGAUCACCCCAGCUGAUCUUGUGGUUCUUCCAUAUCAAUCACUCCUUUCAAAAUCAUCACGUGAAGCUCUGGGACUGAAUCUGAAGAAUAAUGUUGUUAUAAUUGAUGAGGCUCACAAUCUGGCUGACUCCCUCAUUAGCAUGUAUGAUGCGAAAAUUACUCUGCCACAGUUGGAGAAGGUGCAUAGCCACAUAGAGAAGUACUUUGGAAGAUUCUGCAGUCUCUUGGGACCUGGAAAUCGAAGAUACAUUCAAACUCUUUUGGUCCUUACUCGGGCUUUCCUCCGAGUUCUAGUUGAUGAUAAGGAUGUGAAUUGUUUAAACACUUGCCCAGAUGCUCAAAGAGGUGUUGGAGAAAAGCAUGGCUUUGACUCUUCCAUGGCCAUAAAUGAUUUUUUAUUCUCCCUCAAUAUUGACAACAUUAAUUUGAUCAAAGUGCUCCAGUAUAUAAAGGAAAGCAACAUCAUGCAUAAGGUUAGUGGGUAUGGAGACAAAAUGACUACCUUGCAGAAAGGUUCAGCGGUCAAGGAAAAUGGGGAAAGUUGUGAUGAUGGUAGCACACUAUCUGGCUUUCGGGCAUUAGCAGAUAUGUUAUUGUCACUGACAAAUAAUGAUGGUGAUGGGCGGAUAAUAAUCUCAAGGAAGAAACCAACAUGUUCGAGACAAGGAGCUUACUUGAAAUAUGUUAUGCUCACUGGGGAAAAGAUUUUUUCUGAGAUUGUGCAUGAAGCGCAUGCUGUUGUACUGGCAGGGGGAACUCUGCAACCAAUAGAAGAAACAAGAGAGCGACUUUUUCCAUGGUUACCAUCAAAUCAGCUCCAUUUCUUUUCAUGUAGCCAUAUUGUCCCUCCAGAGAGUAUAUUGCCACUUGCAGUAUCUUGUGGACCAUCUGGCAGAUCUUUUGACUUUAGCUAUAAUUUGAGAAGUUCAUCAACUAUGAUAGAGGAACUAGGGCUCUUACUCUGCAAUUUGGCAACAGUUGUUCCCGAAGGAAUUGUUGUGUUCCUUUCUUCAUUUGAAUAUGAAGGACAGGUCUAUGAUGCAUGGAAAACCUCAGGAAUCCUUGAAAGGCUUAUGAAGAAAAAGUACAUCUUCAGAGAACCUAGAAAAAACACAGAGGUGGAGGUCAUUCUCAAGGAGUACAAAGAAGCCAUUGAUAAUCCUGCUCCUAGAAGUGGUGCAAUACUGCUAGCUGUAGUUGGUGGCAAGAUAUCAGAAGGCAUCAACUUCAGUGAUGGGAUGGGUCGGUGCAUAGUCAUGGUUGGACUUCCCUACCCUAGCCCAUCUGACAUUGAAUUGUUGGAAAGGGUAAAGCAUAUUGAAGGUUUGGGUGAUUCAAGUACUAUGAAAAGCCUAAAACUUUCAUCUAGUGAAGAAUAUAACAGAGGAGACAUUCAGGCUGCUUUCAACAUACUAAGAAGUUGCACGUGCAGGGGGAAAGAAUACUAUGAAAAUCUCUGUAUGAAAGCUGUAAAUCAAUCAAUUGGAAGAGCAAUUCGGCACAUAAAUGACUAUGCUGCAAUUUUAUUGGUCGACAUCCGUUACGCAUCAGAUUCUUCAAAAAGAAGUUUUUCUCAUCCAAGCAGCAAGCUACCACAGUGGAUAAAAGAUCGUCUUGCUUCUGCAACUAAUAAUUAUGGUGAAGUGCACAAGCUGCUGCAUCACUUCUUCAAAUUGAACAAGAAUAGAGGUUGUAAGUAAAAGUCCUUUAGGUUGUAAUGGGAUAGCGAAAGCCCUUAUAUUAUACACAAGUGAGGAGACCUUACAUAAAGCCAAUGGUUUUUCAAGUCGCCUGGGCUGUUGCAGUCUUUGGCAGAGAAGAACACUUAAAGUGGAAAAGGUAACUGUGGAUAUAUUGGUAGACUUUCUUCCUUUACAUAAUCAGGCCUCAAAUUUCGCUAAAAAUGUAUCCCCCUCUUUGAUUCUUUUUCCCCCUUCCCCACUUAUAGUUAGCAUUUAUUCUUUUUUAUUUUCUUUUUGUAGAAGGUCAAAAAAGCACUUAAAUAAGUUAAUAUUAUGACAUACAUAAUUUUUGUACUUUCCUGUACAAUUGAGAUGUGUUUUGUUUUAGAUAUUAAAACCUCUGCUACUGCAUAUGUCUUAUCUGAACAUAAGUUUUCAUGUGUUUUAAGGGGGACAUAGGAAGGAUUAGUGCAAGAAAAAGAAGUUGAGAAGCCAUGUUGGGCUGCUUUUAGCUUCAGACAUCAGCUCAAUGACCCAAUGCUUCAGCUUUAAGCAUCAGUUAAAUGGCCCAAAGCAAACAUAGACAUAUGGGGUCAAAAAGUUCCUUUAACCAUAUCUAACUGCUUUUGCUUCUUUAUUUUUUUUUUUUUCU
This is a messenger RNA of Theobroma umbraticum, 3539 nucleotides long. Its product is annotated as RAD3-like DNA-binding helicase protein. NCBI's taxonomy places the organism in Eukaryota, Viridiplantae, Streptophyta, Magnoliopsida, Malvales, Malvaceae. The record is from RefSeq and is a predicted model, not a curated record. Gene Ontology annotation, molecular function: ATP binding; hydrolase activity, acting on acid anhydrides, in phosphorus-containing anhydrides; DNA helicase activity. Gene Ontology annotation, cellular component: nucleus. Gene Ontology annotation, biological process: establishment of sister chromatid cohesion; nucleobase-containing compound metabolic process.